Messenger RNA from Amoebophrya sp. A120, 1784 nucleotides. NCBI's taxonomy places the organism in Eukaryota, Dinophyceae, Syndiniales, Amoebophryaceae. The record is from the annotation of a GenBank genome assembly.
AUGUGUGUGGUCAACAAACAAAAUCUUUGCAUUCUCUUCAAUGACGAACGACCCAGUCAAAGCACUGCAGACAAGAUCGAUGUUUUGAGCCCAAGAUCUUUCGUGGUACUCAGAUAUAUCAACCUGAUACCUCUGAUAGAUUCUUUUUUUGAAGUACCAAUACCUGUAACAGUGCCUAUGGCACUUCCAAAAACUACAAAAAUUUCCUUGAAAUAUAACUGUAGUAAGCACUUAUCAACAACACUUACACGAUUUAGUUCACGUGAACUCAAUCAAAUCGUACACCACAAUGAAAAGAAAGAUGCGGAAAUAUUCGAAAUACUGCACGCGCUUGUUUACAUCUGCCAGUGUCCUGACGUUGCAUACUUGCGCCCCGCGCUGAUAACCGCCAUUCACAGGUACUUUCACUAGGUGCCGAAAGAACAGAACCGGCAACGUGCAGCUUCUUGCAGUGGGCAAACAAAUCGAGAAAAAUGUCAUUCCAGACCCCUCUAGUAUCUAUGCGCGUCGCCUUUCGUAUGAACAGCGACAUCAUCACGUGAUACAGAGGAAGUUAUUGGUGCAGUUGAAUGAUAUUUUAGAAAGGCCAGUUUAGGAUGUCUGGAAGCACCACCGUGCGCUUCCUUGCAUCCAAACGAGCUUCAGGUUCCUAGGGUUGCUGGGAGAGUAGAGGUAUGACACAAUAUUUGCAAUGGCGAUUUGCAGCGUAGAGGUCUCCUUUCUCGCCCAUGCCUGCAAACACGAUAUUUGUAUGGGAGGACCAGCUUCUCCCUCUGUAUUUGUCCAACCUGAGACAUCUGGUAUAUUAAAGAGAGCCGUGUACGUGUUUGUUGUUUCACUGCGUGAUAUCAUACUUCCAGGAUUCCGAAGUAAGUACAUAGGCAGAUGAGGCGACGCCUUUGUAGCAUAGCUGUGGACAGAUGAAGUCAUACGUUUCUAUCUUCGAGGCAGAUGAGGCGAAGCCUCCAUAGAUAAAGGAAGUGUCAGUAAUAUAAUUCCGAAGAGGCAGAGGCGCCGCCUCCUGGGAAUUCUUGUAGACUUCUUGAGAUCCACAGUCUAAGAAAAUCUUCGGGACGGCGUUCGCUUUGAUAUACGCAUUAUUUUUACUUUUAUUCCGUACAUUAUCAUUAGUACCGCACCAGGUGUAUGAUCAUGGUUGUCAUCUGACCAGGCUGCUAAAAUGCUACGAAACUAUAAGUUGAAAAAAUAACUUACGACUCGUGAUAGAUUCUGCAGCAGACCUAUUUUCCGAAAGCUAAAAUUUGCUCGCUGCAUCUGCAGCUGAAAUCGAUAGCGACGAAUGUAGUUGAUGUGCACACCAGGACCGAGGGCUGGAUAAGUCUUCACAGGUCCAGAUAUACUGCCCUCGUCUGAAAUCAAUGGAAGGUUGUCUUGUUUAGACCGAAGUAAGCCUGACGUUCAGUUCUAGAAUUUGGCAUAGGUCACUUCGUAUAGGUAAGGCUACCGCACCAGAUGGAGACUACAAAGCACUUUGCUUGUUCGAUUCGGGGAGAGUUAGGAUAUCUGGUAUUGGCCUGCAUGUGCAUCGCGACACAAAAACAGGCGACGUCGCGAAACUCGUUCGCAUGCUAUGCUAUGCACGAUAAUACAAACUGUACAAUAGUGCGGUUUUCGACACUGCAAGCGGCAAAUCGAGAAACUGCAUUUGGUAUGUUGCUUUUCCGAUAAAAGCACCAAUUUCCAAUAUGUACGUUUAUGCUGAAUUUGUCUGAUUCGUAGGUUUCAAAAAAACUUGAAAAACAUAUCUCCUUGCCGACCGCGAC